Synchytrium microbalum is the source of this 5466-nucleotide messenger RNA. RefSeq lists its product as uncharacterized. The transcript is spliced from 9 exons. The record is from RefSeq and is a predicted model, not a curated record. Gene Ontology annotation, cellular component: Swr1 complex. NCBI's taxonomy places the organism in Eukaryota, Fungi, Chytridiomycota, Chytridiomycetes, Synchytriales, Synchytriaceae. Gene Ontology annotation, molecular function: ATP binding; histone binding; ATP hydrolysis activity. The coding region runs from base 1 to 5466 and encodes 1821 amino acids.
AUGCAAGACGAGGACAUUGACAUUGAAGAAGAUGCAGAAGAGCAACCUAGUAAAAGGAUCAAAACCGAAGCAGGCGAUGGCAGCACUAGUCAUCGUCGACAUCAAGCAAGACAGGAAACUCUAUUAAACAUUAACCCUCAAGCACCAAACAUGACUGGAUCUGCUGCGGGUGCUAAUGAUGAUGGAGGAGGAGAAGAAGGUGCAAGUGCAUCAUCUUCGGCUACGAAUACUCCUGGUGGAUCGCCCAAGCGCGUUAGGAAACCGAAACAAAUCUUUGAGAUUGACACAAUCCAUACCAAACCGCAAAAGAGGAGGAAAUCAGCAGGUUCUAGUCCAAAGAUCCAGACAAAAGGAUCCAGAGAAGAAGGAGGAGGAGGAGAAGAAGAUGCAUCCUACCAUAUCUCGACUCCCGUCAAAUUGGAACGGAACGAUGCAACACCAUCAUCACGUAAAUCAAACAAAUCGAGUAAAUCAUCGCCAGCUGCAACCCCUCUCGAGAAGUUCAACAAGCGACGUGGAGGCAAUCAGCCAAAGCCUCGUGGUCGACCACCGUUAUCUAGUGUAAAAUCAGCUAGUAAACUGUCUCUUAUCACUGUACCUGAUGAUUCAGCAGAGGAACAUGAGAGCCAAAAUGACGGGCGUGAUGAAUCACCACCGAUCGAAUAUAGAUUGGAUCGGUCGUCUCCGUCCAAACCGAGUAAAGCUGAGCAGCAACCAUUGCUUCAUCCGCCGUGGUGGGCUGAAGAUUAUGAACGGAUAUUGCAGAGGAGUUUGGCUGAGGAUCCUAGAAAGGAUUAUAUAAUGCAAGAUGAAAAGCCUCAUGCACUGUUGACGCAGUUCGGCUCCUUCAAACGGACAGAGAUUCAGCAUAAGAAGGAUGGUCUAAAGGAGUUUAUUGCAGAUCAUGAUACCCGAGUCAGGGAAUUGCAUCAUUUAGAAGUUUUGAAUGGUGAUAUGCUGACGUUUGAAAAAAAGAAAGCCUUGGAUGAUUCUGAAGGAUUGGAGCAGUAUGAACAUGUCUACGACUUGUGGAAGAAUAUCCCACCACCAGAAGUAGAUAUCAGUAAUCAAAAACCAGCUUCUGCUCAGGCGGACUCGGAUGCAACAUCUUCUCGACCACCUGCAGCACCAAUAUUUUCCAAACAAUUCGCUACCGUUCGUGACUACCUCGACUCGUUCGUAUGGAUUGAUGAAGACGAACUCGUUCCCGAAGUAGCUGAAUUCCGAGCCAAAAGUGAAGGCGACAUGUCACAUAGAAUAUAUCUUGCUCGACAAGAAGGAUUACUACAAGGUCCCAUACCACCUCCACCAACAUCACAUCGUAAGGGAGGUUUGAAAGCUGCCCAAGAGCCUGUACAGAAAAAGACACACAUGCAGUAUCUGGUUGAUGAAAUGAUGUUUAUUGCCAAGGCUGCUCAAGAAGAACGGAAGUGGAAGAUUGCCAUGGCCAAGAAAUUGGCUAGGGCUGUCGUACGCUUCUUCGAUGAUCGUCAUGCUCAUACGCUAAAACUGGAACGUGAUGAGCAGAAACGUAUUAGGAAAUUGGCUAAACUUACUGCAUUGGAAGUCAGAAAGAAGUGGGAUGUUGUUGAAGCGAUUGUCCGAGCUAAAUGGAAGCAAUUGAUUGAUGUUGAAGAAGCCCAUGCUGGUAAAAGACAACUCAACGCUAUCAUUGAGCACUCACAACAAGUCCUUGAUGCCCAACGAAUGUCUGCUCCUCCCGAGAGUGAUGACGAUAAAGAAGAAUCGAAUCCUCGUGACGUUGUUUCUGAUGAUUAUCAAGAAGGAGAAGACUCUGAUGGUGAAGCCGCCAUGGAGGUCGAUGAAGACGGCAAUAGUGAAGAUGGCGAAGUUAAUGAACUAGAUCGAGAAGCUGAUAUGCCUAUAGAAGAACUGUUGGCUCGUCAUGGUGGUUAUCAGGUUGGUUUGAUACCAGACUCUGAUGACGUUGAUGAAGAGGAGGAGGGGGAGGAAGAGGAGGAAGAAGAAAACGACGAGGACGAAGGUAGUGUCGAAGAUGAUAAUGAUCAACAAGACGAAGAAGAAGAUAAUCAACCCGAUAAAGCCGAGAACGGCCGCCAUACAGAAAAACUAGUCUCAAAAUAUGAUAAUGAUACCGCUUCCUCUUCUGCAGAUGAUGCAGACGACGAAGAGGAGAGUGAGGCUGACUUUGAAGAGGAAGAUGAAGAACCAGACGAUGAAGCCACCCUAGAAGCUGACGAGCAAGCUUCAGAUAGUGGUGACGAUGAGCUGAAAGCAUUACAAAAUGAUGCUGAUGCUCCCAUCGAAGACCUUUUAGGCCAAUAUGGUCGUGAUAUGAUGCAAAUCGACAAUCCACCGAAAGCUAAUGGUUCCCGGCCACAAAGUAGUAAAACAGCCAGAGGCAAACGACCUGCUCCCUCUCCCGAUGUCGAAAACUCACCUGCUCGUGACGAGCAAGCAUCCGAUACCGAUAUGAAUGAUGCUGAAAAUAAUGACUCUGAUCAGCAAGUUGGAGAUCAUGAAGAAUCCGUAGCUGAAGAGCAACCUGAUGAUACAGAUGUAGAUAUGAAUAGUGUUCGAGGUGCUGAGGUUGCUGCUCCUACGGGUACUACGCUGUCGAGUACCUUUGUUAGGACGACAAUUCCUUCUCUUUUGAAGGGUACUCUGAGAGAGUAUCAGCAUGUAGGGUUGGAUUGGAUGGCUAAUUUGUAUCGGAAUGGGCUUAAUGGGAUAUUGGCUGAUGAGAUGGGUCUCGGCAAGACUAUUCAAACUAUAUCGCUACUGUCGUGGUUGGCUGUUGACAAGGGUAUCUGGGGUCCACAUCUCAUUAUUGUGCCAACCUCAGUACUUUUAAAUUGGGAAUUUGAAUUCAAAAAGUUUGCUCCUGGCUUCAAGAUCUUGACGUAUUAUGGUAAUCCAAAAGAACGUAAAGAGAAACGUCAAGGGUGGUCAAAACCCAAUGCCUUCCACGUAGUCAUAACCUCAUAUCAACUCGUAUUACAAGACCAUGGCAGUUUUCGAAGAAAGGAAUGGCAAUACCUCAUCUUGGACGAAGCUCAUAAUAUCAAAAACUUUCGAUCGCAGAGAUGGCAGAAUCUAUUAAUGUUUAAUGCACGUCGUCGUCUGCUAUUAACUGGAACACCACUACAAAAUAAUCUAAUGGAAUUAUGGUCUUUGCUGUACUUUUUAAUGCCUAAAGGCAUUACAAGUACGAUGCCAUCUGGAUUUGCCAAUCAAAAGGAAUUCCAGGAAUGGUUUUCCAACCCGAUGGAUAAAAUGAUCGAGACUACUGAUACUAUGAAUGACGAGACGAGAGAAACUGUUGGUAAACUACAUACUGUAUUACGACCAUACUUGCUACGACGUCUCAAAAAGGAUGUAGAGAAGCAGAUGCCUGGUAAAUACGAGCAUGUCUUGUAUUGCCGAUUAUCUACUCGACAACGAUUCCUAUAUGAUGAUUUCCUAUCCAGAGCAGAAACCCGUCAAAAUCUAGCAUCUGGUAAUUAUAUGAGCAUUAUCAAUUGUCUGAUGCAAUUAAGAAAAGUAUGUAAUCAUCCAGACCUAUUUGAAGUACGGCCCAUCCUGACGUCGUUUAUAAUGUCAUCGCAAGUAAUGGAUGUAUUGGAAUUGGAUCAAUUUUUGAUUCAACGACAGUUAUUCAAAAAUCAGGAUGAAGCUGAAGCCAAUAGUAAUAUCAACUUGGAUUUGUUUAAUUUAUCGAAUAUGAUUCGACACGAAUCCAUGUCUGCAUAUGAUGGUGAAAUCUUGAGUGAGCUUGAUUGUCGAGGUGCUUUUGAACAAGCUGUCAAGGCUGCUGAGAUGAAUGAAGCAGGAUUACGGGCUAUAGCUCCACAAACGCCCAAUUUUUGGAAGUUGACUGAAUUAAUCAAGACAGUACAUGCCGAAUCAGCAGCCCAGAUUUUGCAAGAUACGAAACAAUCCGCAUAUGUAAAUAGAUUCCGUAGUACUUCUCGCCCGAUAUAUGGAUGGUCGCUACGUCGUCAAGCUCGAUUAUUAGGUGGACGAGCAAUAGAUAUGGUGAAUCUACCCACCACCACCCAAUCCGAAUUACUAGACUUGCCAGAUGCAUUACGAGAUCUAGUCGCACCGUACUCGCGACGAGCAGAUGAGUUGCAAGAUGUUUUGACCCAUUUCGCAUUUGUUACGCCACCUGUACGGAUUGUGGGACGGGUCAUUGGAUUGUACAAUGAUGAUUCGGUUGAGUUGGUUAAGAGCACUGAGCCUGCUACGUCUCAGUUGGUACAUAAUGUGGCUACGGGGUUGACGAUUGCAUUUCCUGAUAAAAGGCUGCUGCAGUAUGAUUGUGGGAAAUUACAGGCGUUAGAUAGUUUGUUGAGGAAGCUGAAGGCUGGAAGUCAUCGGGCAUUGAUUUUUACGCAGAUGACUAAAAUGCUUGAUGUCCUUGAACAAUUCCUCAAUAUUCAUGGACACCGAUAUUUACGUCUUGAUGGUGCAACCAAAGUAGAGCAGCGACAAGUGCUGAUGGAACGUUUCAAUACGGAUAAAAGGAUCUUGGUCUUUAUUUUGUCAACUCGUAGUGGUGGUCUUGGUAUGAAUUUGACGGGAGCUGAUACUGUUAUAUUUUAUGACAGUGACUGGAAUCCCGCUAUGGACGCUCAAGCACAAGAUCGCGCACAUCGUAUCGGUCAAACUCGUGACGUCCACAUAUACCGUCUAAUCAGUGAACACACCAUUGAAGAAAACAUGCUCAAAAAAGCAAACCAAAAGAGACUCCUCGACAACAUUGUUAUCGCCAAAGGAGACUUCACCACCGACUAUGUCCGUAAAUCCGACUGGCGCGACUGGCUUGGAGACGGUCUAGGCGGUACAUCCAUCGACUCUAUCACAACCAAAGGUGGAACCGUUGACUGGGAACAAGCACUAGCUGCCGCCGAAGACGAGACUGAUCGAGUAGCAUUAAAGCAAGCACAGCAAGAAGAAGAUUUGGAGCAUCGAUUGGAUGUGGAUGAUUUCCAGGAGAAUGCUGCUUUGAAUGCUGCGAAUAAGGAUGGUGGUGGUGGUGGUGAUAAUGGUAGACAUGAGGAGUAUAUAGGGGCGGUUGAAGAGUAUAUGUUUAGAACUGUCGUCAAGUAUUGGAGUUUGCAAGAGUUUAUUGAUUGGAGAGAGUUUGCGGGGACGCCGGCAUAUGUGCUUGAUCCGUUUGAGGAGGGUGCUGCUGAUAAUGUCGAUGAUGGUGGGAACAGUGGUGCUGUCGGUACUGGCAGUGGUGGUAGCAGCACGACUAACAAGAUAAAGUCUGGCAUAGUAAAAGGAGCUGUACCUACCUUCUUAGAAGAGAUUGAUACGAGAAAAGUGGAUCUUGAUGAAGAUGAUGACGAUGAUGAAGAGGAAGAGGAACAACGACGUGAUGAAGACGAGGAAGAGGAUGUUGAAAUGGUUGAUGUACAAGCUGUGUCUACGCCGGGUACGGCUGAAUCAUCUGGUUUGAUGGAUGAUGAAUAG